Molecule: messenger RNA, 3626 nt
Organism: Saccoglossus kowalevskii
Lineage: Eukaryota; Metazoa; Hemichordata; Enteropneusta; Harrimaniidae
Product: oxysterol-binding protein-related protein 11-like
Cellular component (GO): membrane; cytosol
Molecular function (GO): sterol binding
Source: RefSeq, a predicted model, not a curated record
CUGGCAAUGCUGAUAUUUCGGGCUUGUCGAAAAACAUACCAGGUUUGACCGAGGCCGAAAGAGCGCACCUGAAAGACGUCAUGAAGAGAGCAAAGACUUGCCACGGAUACAUGCCCCUUGAUUCAUACAUGCAGUUGGAGAUUGAUCAAGAAGAAGACAAUUUUUUAAGAACACCAUUACAGGGCCAAUUAAAUAAAUAUACAAAUGUUAUGAAAGGCUGGCAACAUAGGUGGUUUGUAUUGGAUCCUGAGUCUGGGGUAUUGGAGUAUUACGUGAAUCAUGAAGAAAACAAAAAACACAGAGCUAGAGGUUCUGUUCAUUUGGGGGGUGCUGUCAUAUCUCCCAGUGAUGAGGACUCGCAGACAUUCUCUGUGAAUGCAGCUAAUGGUGAAAUAUAUCGACUGAGGGCUUCCGAUGCAAAGGAGAGACAACACUGGGUGAACAAAUUGAGAGCAGUUACCCAGUACCAUACAGAACGCAUGGCACAGACUACAUCCAGAUUGCAACCAACUCGCCCCGCUAGUUCCUACAAUGAUGUUGGGCCAUUAGUCACCGCACCCGUAGACACGAGAAGACACAGUUCUGGAAGCUUGGGAAGCAAGCCAUCACCAGCUGGAACUCCGGUACAAAGAAGGCGAUCAAAACACAAAUCUUCGCAUUCAUUACAGAGGGACGAUCCGUUCAAGAAUGUUAAAGAGGCGUUGAAUAAUAUGGAUGAAUUACAAAGAGGAUUAGCUGAGAAUAUUGAAGGCAAUGAGCUUAGAAGGAACAAUGGUGGUCACUAUAUACAGGGCUUAGAGGAAACACUGGUGUUCACUGUAUACAGGGCAAUGAGCUUAGAGGGAACACUGGUGGUCACUGUAUACAGGGCAAUGAGCUUAGAGGGAACACUGGUGGUCACUGUAUACAGGUUUGACUGGGCUUCCACAUUCAGGACAUCAUAUCAAUGCGCUGGAUCAUACAACCUCCUAGGUAGUGUUCCAUUAGAUGUCUUCGGCAGUGUCCCAGACGCCGUCCUAGGCGUUGUCCUAGGCAUCGUCACAGCCGAUGUCUUAGGUCGUGUUCCAAUCGACAUCCUAUGCAGUGUCCCAGCCGAUGUCUUAAGCGGCCUCCCAAGCAACGAUCUAGGCGGUGUCCUAGUCGAUGUCUUAGGCGGUGUUCAAAGCGACGUGCUAUGCAGUGUCCCAGCCGGUGUCUUAGGCAGUGUUCAAAGCGACGUGCUAUGCAGUGUCCCAGCUGAUGUCUUAGGUGGUGUCCAAAUCGACGUGCUAAGCAGUGUCCCAGUUGAUGUCUUAGGCGGUGUCCAAAGCGACGUGCUAUGCAGUGUCCCAGCCGAUGUCUCAGGCGGUCUCCCAAGCAACGAUCUAGGCGGUGUCCUAGCCGAUGUUUUAGGCGGUGUUCAAAGCGACGUGCUAUGCAGUGUCCCAGCCGAUGUCUUAAGCCGUCUCCCAAGCAACGAUCUAGGCGGUGUCCUAGCCGAUGUCUUAGGUGGUGUUAAAAGCGACGUGCUAUGCAGUGUCCCAGCCGAUGUCUUAGGCGAUGUCCAAAGCGACGUGCUAUGCAGUGUUCUAGCCGAUGUCUUAGGUGGUGUCCCAAGCAACGAUCUAGGCGGUGUCCUAGCCGAUGUUUUAGGCGGUGUCCAAAGUGACGUGCUAUGCAGUGUCCCAGCCGAUGUCUUAAGCCGUCUCCCAAGCAACGAUCUAGGCGGUGUCCUAGCCGAUGUCUUAGGCGAUGUUCAAAAUGACAUGCUAUGCAGUGUCCUAGCCGAUGUCUUUAAUAGGCGGUGUCCAAAGCAAUGUGCUAUGCAGUGUCCCAGCCGAUGUCUUAGCAACGAUCUAGGCGGUGUUCUAGCCGAUGUCUUAGGCCAUGUCCAAAGCGACGUGCUAUGCAGUGUCCUAGCCGAUGUCUUAGGCGGUCUCCCAAGCAACGAUCUAGGCGGUGUCCUAGCCGAUGUCUUAGGCGAUGUUCAAAGCGAAGUGCUAUGCAGUGUCCCAGCCGAUGUCUUAGGCCGUCUCCCAAGCAACGAUCUAGGCGGUGUCCUAGCCGUUGUCUUAGGCCGUGUUCUAAGCGACGUGCUAUGCAGUGUCCCAGCCGAUGGGCUUGCCAAGAUGGCCGCCGCCUUGGCGAGUGCACGUGUCAAUCCCUUUGUUGGGUUGACACGUAAGCAUGGUGUCAAGUGUGUGUCACUUGACGGAGUUAAAAUUGAGACCUAUGUUGAAAGUUUUUCUGGAUUGGUUGGCCCUGAAAAUGUAGUGGCUGCCUCUUGUGCAAAUGGUAGCGUUGUGUUUUUUAACUCGCAUGACUGUGCGGAGUCUGUUUGUGAUUGUUUGUUGUUGAAAGCGACCUCUCAGGCGGCGACUUCCACACUAGAGCAGUGCUUGUCGAUAUUACAGCAGCAACAUCUCGUACAGACGCAGUCCGCUGGUAUACCUGCUAGUGCGUCCAUGCAAUGGAUGGCGGAACCAGCAUACAGUAGUAGGCCAAGACAGCAAGCAAGAAAAUCCAAACCUGAAUCAACUUACUCGGGUGAUUUUAAUUCCGACGAUAUCAUGCCAAAUCAAACUGAAGUUGAGAUAGACCACGAUAGGGAAGUGAUGGACAGUGACAAAGAUGAUGAUCAAGAGUUGGGUGGUGUGGAAGAGCAUAAAAGUAUCAUCUUACAUUUGUUGUCACAACUCAAACUAGGCAUGGACUUAACCAAGGUGGUUCUUCCUACGUUUAUCUUAGAAAGAAGGUCCUUAUUAGAAAUGUUUGCAGAUUUUAUGAGUCAUCCAGAUAUGUUCCUUAGGAUUCCUUCGUGUCCAACAGCAGAAACAAGAAUGUUAGCUGUAUUGGAAUAUUAUCUUUGUUCAUUCCAUGUUGGUAGAAAGGGUUCUAUCGCCAAGAAACCAUACAAUCCUAUCAUUGGAGAAACUUUCCACUGUUCGUGGGAUGUAGUUCAGGGCUAUAACUGUCUACCAGAGAGCAAUAAUAAACACACUAGCCAUUCAGUGAAUGGGACUAUCAAUGGCAGUGCCAAAAACAACCAGUCAGAGAACAGUCUACCUGUUGACAGAGUGACAUACGUAGCAGAACAAGUAUCCCAUCAUCCACCAGUUUCAGCUUUUUAUGCAGAGUGUGCUAGUAAAAAUAUAUGUAUGAACACCUGGGUGUGGACCAAGUCUAAGUUUCUGGGCAUGUCAGUUGGUGUGGUCAAUGUAGGAGAAGGUAUAAUAUACGACUUGGAACAUGAUGAAGAAUACUCAUACACAUUACCAAGUGCUUAUGGAAGGAAUAUAUUAACAGUACCAUGGAUGGAACUUGGUGGUAAAGUCAAUAUUGCGUGUGCCAAAACUGGUUAUACUGCAUCCGUUACAUUUCAUACUAAGCCGUUCUAUGGUGGUAAGGUGCAUAGGAUAAGUGGAGAAGUGAAACAUACUCAAACAAACAGAGUCAUAUGUAAAUUUUCUGGGGAGUGGAAUGGAAUCAUUGAAUUUAUUUACACCAAUCUUGAAGAGAAACAAAGACAAGAAGGAAAACACCGAGUUGAGACAAAGACUCCUUGGAAAACAAAACUAUUCCACAAAAAAGACGAAGGAUGGCAAUAUAAGCAUGUACUGAAAAAAACUCCUCAGCCAAGCUCUUGA